AUGUUUCCUUCAACCAACAGAAAUAACCCUUUUGAGUCCUUCCUCAAAGGGUCUUUUACUUAUGAUGAACAAAGCCCUAGUUCCAGUCAAGGACUAGACCCUCCAUUUCUCUUCCACUUCCCUUCACCUUCUUUAGAUGAUCAUGAAUUGCCCUUGAAUCAAAUAUUUCUUCAGCAUCAGAUCAUCAAUGGACAUAAAGUUGUACCUAAUCAGAAUCAGAUAUGCAUGGAUACUACAAACUGGGGGCCAAUAAUCGAUACUAAACUCUCAAAAUUGAACAAAGAAAAAGAAGCUGUCUGGAUUCGUAAACUGGGUACUCCACCAAAAAGUAAGAGAAAUCUUGGAGCAGUACCAAAGAAGAAAACCUGGAAGAAGGACAGGCACAGCAAGAUUUGUACAGCUCAAGGAAUCAGAGAUCGAAGAAUGAGAUUAUCACUUCAAGUUGCGCGCAAAUUUUUUGAUCUCCAAGACAUGUUAGGCUAUGAUAAAGCAAGUAAAACCAUCGAAUGGCUGUUCACCAAAUCGAAGAAGGCGAUCAGGGAGCUCGAGAAAGAUUGUUCCCAAGUGAAGAAGAGUUCCAGUAGUGAUGCAAAGAGUGAGUCUUUUGCAUCUGAGUGCGAAGUGUUAUCAGGAAUAGAGAAUUCAAACAAUGAAUUCAAUGCAGGAUCGAUAGUUGGAGCACAAAACUUAGGAUUAUUAAGUAACCCAUAUGAACACGAUGAUAGAGUAUUGCAAAAACCAGUGUCUAAACCUAGUAGGAGAGAGUCUAGGGAGAAGGCAAGGGCAAGGGCACGAGAAAGAACAAGAGAAAAAAUGCUAAUCAAAAUCCUUAAAGAUUCGACCACCUGUUACGAAGAAAACCCUAAUAGUUUUGAGCAAUUAGGUUGUUCUAGGAGGGAUCCCUUUGAAGCUAUUGAAGAGUUAACUCCACAAUAUGUCGAUUCUUACCCACUUGUUCAUCAGUUAGCAAAUGUUGGCAUAACUGAAAAUUUUCUGGGGGCUGAAAGCUCACUGUCUUGUCCUAUUUCUGAUUAUAAUCAGAGCUAUGAUGUUCUCUCUUGUUGCAUAGAUUCCAGCAACAAUUACAUGGGUUUUCUUGGAUAUACGGAAAUGAGCAGUGACAGAAUCAACCCCGAUAUCUGUGAAAUGACAGAGGCAGCUACAUUUGCAGGUAAUACUAGUUCUCUUCACUAG
This is a messenger RNA of Fraxinus pennsylvanica, 1194 nucleotides long. Lineage: Eukaryota; Viridiplantae; Streptophyta; Magnoliopsida; Lamiales; Oleaceae. The record is from the annotation of a GenBank genome assembly.